Messenger RNA from Panicum hallii, 1762 nucleotides. Its product is annotated as GDSL esterase/lipase APG-like. Gene Ontology annotation, molecular function: hydrolase activity, acting on ester bonds. Gene Ontology annotation, cellular component: apoplast. The record is from RefSeq and is a predicted model, not a curated record. The coding region runs from base 23 to 1093 and encodes 356 amino acids. The transcript is spliced from 4 exons. NCBI's taxonomy places the organism in Eukaryota, Viridiplantae, Streptophyta, Magnoliopsida, Poales, Poaceae.
ACGAGCCAGAAGAGCUAGUAGCAUGGCGUCCACGGCAGCGCCGCUGGCCCUGUUCCUGCUCGCGGCAUCGGCGAUGGGCGGCGGCGGCGGCGCCCAGGCGCAGCCGCUCGUGCCGGCGGUCAUCUCCUUCGGCGACUCGACCGUCGACGUCGGCAACAACAACUACCUCCCCCGCGCGGUGUUCAAGGCCGACUACGCGCCGUACGGGCAGAGCUUCGCGCGCCACCAGCCCACCGGCCGGUUCUCCGACGGCAAGAUCGUCACCGACAUCACCGCUGACACGCUGGGUUUCGAGAGCUACGCGCCGCCGUACCUCAGCCCGCAGGCGUCGGGGAAGAACCUGCUCAUCGGCGCCAACUUCGCCUCGGCGGCGUCCAGCUACCACGACGACACGGCGGCCAUGUAUGACGCGAUCACGCUGACCCAGCAGCUCGAGUACUACAAGGAGUACCAGUCCAAGCUGGCUGCGGUGGCCGGGCGCGCCACGGCGCGCUCCAUCCUCACAGGCGCGCUGUACGUCGUCAGCACGGGCACCGGCGACUUCCUCCAGAACUACUACCACAACGCCUCCCUGUCCCGCCGCUACGACGUCGGCCGGUACUGCGACCUCCUCGUCAGCAUCUUCUCCGGCUUCGCCGAGAAGUUGUAUAAGCUGGGGGCGCGGCGGAUUGGCGUCACGUCCAUGCCGCCGCUGGGGUGCUUCCCGGCGUCCAUCAGGCUGUACGGCGAGGGCCGCGGCGCGUGCGUGGCCAGGCUCAACCGCGACGCCGAGACCUUCAACGGGAAGCUGAACGCCACCGUCGAGGCGCUCAAGGGGCGGCACGCUGACCUCAAGAUCGCCGUCUUCGACAUCUACACGCCCCUCCGGAAGCUUGCCGAAGCGCCGGUGGAGCAAGGCUUCGCCGACGCGAGGGGGACGUGCUGCCGGACGGGGACGGCGAAGACGAGGGUGUACCUCUGCAACCCGACGACGGCCGGCACGUGCCGGAACGCCAGCAGCUACGUCUUCUUCGACGGCGUCCACCCGUCGGAGGCGGCCAACGUCUUCAUGGCGGAGUCCAUGGUCGAAGCCGGCAUCGAGCUGGUCACCUAGUAAUGGCGUGAAUAAACUAGAGCACUACACAGCAGCUGCAGGUGCUGCAGCGACAAGGCAGUAGGCCAUAACCAUGCAUGCAUGUGUUGCUGCUUAUCGGUUUCCUGUUCCGUCCGAGAAAACUACAGUAUACUGUUAAAUAGCCUGUGCGGUUGCACGGCCGGUCCGACCACUUUAGUAAUAUUGUUAUACAACGUGUUUUCCUAUAUAUAAAUUUGUAUAUGUGUUAUAAAAAAGUAUUGAGGCGUGGCCUCGUGAUCAUGAUUGUACUCCCUCCAUUUUCCUUUUCUAUAUAAAAUACCUAUUCCAUUUCGUUAGGAUGAUGAUUUAACUAAUAAUUACUCAAUUAGUAUUUCAUUAAUGCAACACGAAACCAUAAUCACAAAGGAUUGUCCUAACGAAACAAAAUAAGCAUUUGUAAUUUCAAAUGGAGGGAGUAGCUCACAAAUGCAGGAGCUCUAUCUUCCUAGCAAUGUUAUGGGGGCAUUAAUACUUAUAUAUUAUAUGACCAUGACAUUUUAGGUAUGCAAGAAACUAACAGCAAAUAGACUGAAACUUCUCAUCCAAUAGCAUACUAUAUUUACUAAUAACAUAUGUAUUUUCGUUUGCUUGCACUUUGAAGUUGAGUUUGUAUAAGAGCCAAACAACACCAGCAGCCAACGACAAACU